Messenger RNA from Copidosoma floridanum, 1101 nucleotides. RefSeq names its product juvenile hormone esterase-like. The record is from RefSeq and is a predicted model, not a curated record. Lineage: Eukaryota; Metazoa; Arthropoda; Insecta; Hymenoptera; Encyrtidae.
CAUAAGUUGUCAAACAUGUCAGCUGGUUUGUUCCAGCACACAAUUUCCAUGAGCGCAUCUCCUCUUUGCACGUACUGGGCGUUCCAAAGUUACGAGGAAGCAGAAGAACAAGCCUAUUCCCUUGGAUCUAAAUUUGGAGUGAAAAGCAGAGACGCGGAUGCUUUGGUGAAAAAGCUUUUAGAAGUACCCGCGGAAGAAAUAAUUCAGAAAUCCAGCGAAUUGCCCAUGAUUCCUUUCAGACCCACGUUGGAGCGAGCCGAUGUUGCACCCGAGGAGCCGAAAUUCAUAACCGUGUGUCCACCGAAAAAAUACUAUGACGGCAAUUACAAUAAGGGCCCCCACAUGAUGGGUUACACCUCCGCUGAAAUAUUGUCAAUGUCAAGUACUCUCGACGAUUUAAUUAAAUGGCACAAGGGAGCAGCGCAGUCCAUCAAACGGUACAAAAUCGCAAAAAUUUUCCCAACCACGUCGGAGAUCUUGGCCAUAAAGUUUGAGGCAAUAGCAACGUUAAAAAGAAAAGCCUUCUCCAAUCUGAUAAAGCGAUUGUCUGAUGUUUAUUUUGUGUCGGGGAUCGAUAUGACGCAGCAAUUACUAGCUAAAACGAAUGAAGCGCCAGUGUAUUAUUACCGCUACGACUUCAAAUCACCGGAAUCGGCUCACAAAUCCGAGGGAAUUACGAUACUCGAUGGCGUAGCACACGAGGACGAACUGCCAUACAUAUUUCAUCGCCCGCACUUGAAGAUGUCUUUCCGUGAUCCUGAAAUUGCCCGCAAUAGAGAUAGACUCGUUCGAAUGUGGACGAAUUUCGCGAGAUACGGGGAUCCGACUCCAUUCGGUGCCGAAGAUGGACGAUUGGAUGGGGUGACGUGGCCAGACUCGGGCAAGGAUGGAGCUCAUUUAGAAAUCAACGGCAAUCUCACAAUCGUCAAAACUCGUCGGACCAAUCCUUUGAUAACUCUGUAUCAAAAAUUAAAUUUCGGUGACUCGAAUAUUUACAAAAACUGCAAUCAAAGUGUGGUGAGCGACAUCAUUAGCGGAGUCAUGAACAUUCCUGUCGCUGUUGUAGAAAUCAUUUCUCACUUCAAAAAAUACUUUGGAUAG